Messenger RNA from Diaporthe amygdali, 1503 nucleotides. Its product is annotated as mino acid transporter. The record is from RefSeq and is a predicted model, not a curated record. Lineage: Eukaryota; Fungi; Ascomycota; Sordariomycetes; Diaporthales; Diaporthaceae. Gene Ontology annotation, molecular function: oxidoreductase activity. The coding region runs from base 1 to 1503 and encodes 500 amino acids. The transcript has 6 exons.
AUGAGCGGCUCUUCGGCACAAUUCUGCACUUACCAUGCCGAGUCAGAACCUGGGGUUGUUGAGGGAGUCGACUCAAGCAUCGCGGUGCGCUCAAUAUGGCCCAGGAAAUGCAUCGGCACUGCCAUUCCCCCGGAACCCUACAUACCCAGGGGCAGAGUAGCAGCGAACGCGUACGCAGACCCGCUGUCUACACUUACAGAUGCCGAGAAAAAAGAAUACAUCGACGCAGAGCUUUGCCUGCAGUCGGCCGCGCCCCGGAGCGGCAUUGAGAAUGCCCAGACGCGUUGGGAUGAGCUGCACUACAUCCACAUAGCGCAGACCAACAUGGUGCACGACGUCGGCGCCUUCCUCCCCUGGCACCGGCUGUACAUGCGCGUGCACGAGCUGCUCCUGCAGUCCGAGUGCAACUACACGGGCGCGCAGCCCUACUGGGACGAGCAGGCCGACUACGUCGCCAUCGAGGCCGGCUCCAUGACCCUGGCCGACUCGGUCGUCUUCGACCCGGACACGGGCUUCGGGGGCAACGGGACCGGCACCGACGAGUGCGUGGCUGACGGCCCGUUCACGGACCUGGAGCUGCAUAUCAACCAGACGGGCUAUGCUGUUGAUUACUGCCUCAGCCGGGAUUUGAGCGAGAGCAAUUUCCUCAGGCAGGCGAACACGUCCUAUGUCGACACGUGCUUCGCCAGUGCGAACUACUCUGAGGCGUGGCAGUGCUACAAGAGCAAUCCUCAUGGGGCUGGCCACUCAGGGGUCGGUGGAGUUAUGUUCGACGUGACGCUCAGCCCGGGCGACCCUCUCUUCUAUCUCCAUCACACGUUCCUGGACUACCUCUGGUGGCAGUGGCAGGCCGUGGACCUCUCCACCCGUUUGACCGAUAUGACCGGCCGCAAUGUUCCUGAAGUCGCGUAUCUGCUUGUUGAUGAGGACUACAUCUUUCCCAUCUCCGUACUCCUGGAAGACAACGGUGAUCCCGGGAACGUUACCACUCUGAAUCAUAACUUGUGGAUGGCCGGUCUGGUCCCUAAUGCAACCAUCAGCGAAGUCAUGGAUAUUCGCGGCGAUUUGAUCUGCGCGGACCGCUUCCCUUACAAUAUCAUCAGCAAAUCAAAGACGUCAAGGACAAAGACAAAGUCGCUUGAGCUGCCGAUAUUCAGGAAGAAGAAGAUGCCUUCUACUACCACGAAGAAGAUGCCGGCCUCCCAGGAUGACAUCAUCAUUGCCCGGCCGAAGAAGGUUUACACCGGGGAGCGACGGAGAAGCCAUGACGCCAGUAGCAGCGCUGCCAGCGAGUUCGACAUUGUCAAGCACCGGCGAUCACUGUCGCUCGCAUGUGCAGAACUUCGCGACAAAGACGGCAAGCUGAAGACUCGCGUCGAGGACUGGAUGCCAAAGCCUUUGGCCGACGGCACGUACGGCAGCGAGCUCAUGCAGGACCUUUGUGAAGAUUUCGCACAGCUAGCAGCUGAUUUGGUGAAGGGCGGUUUCCCUGAGGGUAAGUAA